Molecule: messenger RNA, 3277 nt
Organism: Gaeumannomyces tritici R3-111a-1
Lineage: Eukaryota; Fungi; Ascomycota; Sordariomycetes; Magnaporthales; Magnaporthaceae
Exons: 7
Coding region: 72-3131 (1019 amino acids)
Source: RefSeq, a predicted model, not a curated record
CUCCAACUCAAUGAAGGACGUCAAAUCCACGACUGCUCCAAUUCCAGCCCUCCCGCCCGCGCGCCUGUACCAUGGCCAUGAACGAGGCCUACUACCGACCCGCGCUGAAGAGCAGCGUCGAUAUCCAGCUGCAGACGGCAUUUAGCGACGGCAACUGGCCCACCGUCGUGCGCCUGGCCGACAAGCGCGCAAAGGCCCUCAAUGACCCGUACUAUGAAGUCGUCAAGACCUGCGCAGAGUCCAGGCUCGAAGGCCCGCUCGAGAGAUGCGCUGCUCUCAUCCUGAUGGACUCGCUCGUCAGAGCCGGCACCGCCCCCAAGGAGGCUGAGGCGCUGGAGCUCCUCGAAUGGGCAUGUCGCGACAUACGAGGUUCUUUCAACUACUCCGAGACCCUCGGGACGCUGAGGGCCCGCUGGGUGAAGGCGAACCCGCGAAGCCCAGCUGCCCCGCUGUCUCUCCGCGCCUGCAUUCAGAACUGGGACCUCGUCAAUGCGCAGCAGAUUGCUGCAAUCCUGGACAAAUCGUCCAGCUCCCCUUCGCAGCGUCACUACAUGUACUGGAGCAUUCUUCUGACCUACAUGCUUUCUACAAGUGAUGAGCAUUGCCCAAAGGAGAAGCAAAAGAUUUAUAGCAUGCUGGCAAUGCGACAACUAGAAAGAGCUGCCGAAACUACCGAAACGACUCCAGCUGCAAACGCUGACGGUGUCGACGGCAAAAGCCUUGACCGCGGUCUGCGAACAGACGAGGAGGUGGUGUUCUACUACCGUUUGCUUGCUUCCCACGGCCCACCCGACGAUUUCUUGAAACGGAUGCGAAGUCCCACAUUGGGUGCGCUGAAGCAGUUUGACCAAGGACGCAAACAUCUCCUUCUCGAAGCACUUCGCGUAUUUGAAAGCCGCGGACAAUGGGAAGCCGUAUUCGAGUUUUGUCUUCAUGCACUGCAGAGGAAGGAAAAUGACGGAUCACCAUCCUUCCUUGCUGCCGACUGGGUCGUAUGGCGGCUCUUCAUCGCUGCCGCGGCCAGGGUUCCGAACCAAGACGAGGCAUUUGGCAAAGUUCAAGACCUGUUGAGCACGUUUGCCGACGCGGUCAAAUCGAGGAAGGUCUCGCCAAUGUACACGAAGAACAUUGGCCUGGCUUUGGUUCAACUUGCCUUUCAGCUCCCCGAGCACGGGCUGGAACCCCAGUUUGACGGUCCAGCAUCAGCUACCCCGCGAGUGGUUCAACUCGCGCUGUUCUUGGAACAGCACGGCCGUGAAAUCUCCGCCAUGGACGACGUCAAAGCAUACGUUGAGCAGCUGAGCUUUCCAGAAGCGCGGUAUCUCGUCGACGAUGUACUGAUGAAGCGCAUAUUUUCCAAGAAGCCGUCAUCUGAACUCUCCGCUCUCUACGUCAAACUUCGCUACUUCCUGACCAGUUGCCCUCAGACCCUGGCCCAUGUUCCAAGUGUGGCAGCCUCGGGACAGAUACAGUCGAUUCCACGUUGCAAAUACUGCUCGGUCGCAUGCGCCGGCACCGAAUGUCAUGGCUGUCUUGCCAUCAUUGCCGGCCUCGCCCUAGACUUGUACGUCGAAAACGAAAAGAAGGCAGAUCAGUCCCAGCAAGAGUCAGACCGCGUUCCGAACGUGGAGCUGGCCCUUGUUGUCGCCAUGUGUCUGUUGAAGCUAGCUGGCUUCCGUCCGGGCUUUAUGCGUCAACCAAGACUGCAAAAGACCAUCACCCCACUGGUUCUGCAGGCCGUGGCAGUCUUGGACACGCAGCUGGAGAAGACACCCAACCAACCACCACUGCGCCUUUUCCUUGCACAGCUGUAUCUCCUUCUCGGGUGCGCUUCGCGCGCAUACGAAGUAUGGAGGCCCCUCGGAGUCAAGCGAACUAUACAUGAUGCUCUCAGUCCACUGCUCUUCGACAGAAUAUCCACCAUCUCGCCGGGCCUGUUUGCUGAACCGAAGCCCUUGAUGGAGUCAUUGCGAAUGCAUUAUGCGUAUUCCCUCAAAGAUCCAUCACCAGUCAAGAUAUGGGACGCUUUCGACUCUGGGAGCUACAGCUCAGUGUUGGAGGUGACCGGUUACUGCGACAAGCUCCGCCGCAGCUGCACACUCGUCAUGGCAGUUGUCGAAGAGCGUCGUGCGGCACGGGCCCUCGGUGGAAGACAAGACGACCUGGAUGACAUCCCCUUCCUCGAUGGCAUCUUCGACGACACUGAGCUGGUCACGACGAUAGACCAUGGAUCUAUUCCAGACUUUGAGUCAUCGCUGACACCACGGCUUGCCCAAUCACUCGGCGUCGGCCCGCCACCAUCGAACACGCGAUCCCACCUGUCUCUGCUAGGGGAAGAGUUCCUUCAGCUAUGCGCCUUCGCCCCUUCGAAGGACUUUAAACCCACAAAACCCAACGACGCAGCAGACCACGACUUCGUCUACGUCAGCGAGAGACUGAUUGCGGUGCACGAGAGUCUCACUAGAUUCAUACACCUCGAGGACACGACUUUACUCCUCACGAGCGCCGAAGAGUCUUACUAUAAUGCAUUGACUCUGCUCUCAGGCGCUAUGAUGAUCAGCCUCGUCACCGUGCGCGGUGAGGAGAUGCCGGUAUCCUUUGGCGCGAGCACUACGGCCUUGAAAACCGCCAUGGCUACUCUUCGGAAUGCGUUGCUGCCCCGGGAGGCUUCGCCAGCCGAUACUGCGCCAGUCAAACAUGUAACAUUGGGACAACUGAGUGAUCCGCACACGAUGGCUAUGCUACGUGAAACCGCUUUAGCGGUAAGACUAGGAGCGGCACUGGUCCUUGGGUAUCACGACAGCCAGAUGGCUCGGGACCGCACGGGAAAGACGAGUCUGCAUAAGGAUGCAGUCGCCGAGAUGAAGGUUCUUGUCAAACUCGCGUUCCAGAUUCUGGACGACAUCAAGGAGAGGAUCAAACUGAUCAAGUCGGAGCUGGCAGAACCAACUUGGAAGGACCGAGUUAUUCAAUGGACAUACGGCGAGGGUGAGGACGGCGCCGGACAAGAGCCAUCUAAGAGCGUAUUCGAAACCAUCGGCGGUCGUACUGCCGUUGAGGCCUGGGCUGGCAAGGUCGUCGAAAGCUGGAGGGAAGGGAUCAAGGGAUGGGGCAUGGUCAAGAUGGAGUAGAAAUCGGCUAGUGUCGAUGUUGCGCUAGCAAGCAACGAGAGAAAAUAAGACGGAAAAAUUGGGAAAGAUAUUGGAAAGCAACCAAACCCCUCCAGUGUCUGGAAAUCGCCACAUGCGCCAUAAGUUCCCAUGCCAUGCCAUGCUAU